CCGAUAAUCGAUCUCGGUCUUGAAAUCGAACAAGAGCUUCGAAAGAACGCCGAGUUAGUCGCACACGAGCAAACCAAACUGGUGGAAAAGAUUCGUGACAUUGACUCACAAGUAACUGCCAGCUCUGUAACUAUCGGCGCUGAAAGGCAACGACGCUUCAACAAAGCCGUCGAUAACUUCGGCAAGUUUGACGAGAUUGACGCGCUUAUUCAGCGUUGCGAAAACGACAUCGAGAACAUUCUCACGGAACUCCGCAAACUGACCACUGGUCGCCUUACUGAUAUGCUUGAAUUUAGUUCCUCCGGAGCUAGCCUUUUUGGAUCACCCGUCAACGCAUCCGUCGCUGGAAUGAAUCCCAAUCAAGCGAACAACGCCAUGUCUGGCUCUAGCAUUUUCAGUCAGUUUGCCCGCUCCAACUCCGCCAGCUCGGGAUCGGGCAACUCGAUGUUUAAUCUGCUAAACACUGGGACGGGUACGCUAGGGCCGCCUCCACCCUUAGACAUGAAUGAAUUUCCAUCACUUGGAGGCAGCGGCGGGACAAUUAAUUUCUCUCAGUCGUCAACUGCCGGCCGUCAGCCGUACGUCGGCCUACUGAAGGACAAUGUGGGCGUCGCUCCAACAUCUAAUGAGUUUAGUAUUCAAAGCGAAGACUUUCCGGCUUUGCCUGGUGCACCCUCUGGCUCUGGCCACUCUCAACGGCCCACCUCGCCCACGUCUGCCUCAUUACACGCCGCACUAGCCCACCACUCCUUUGGCGCCGCUGACGUAGUCGUCAACCAGCUGGGAUCGUACUCUACGCAGCAAAUCUCAGCAGCGGCAGGAGUACUAGGGACGUCGUCGUCGGCGUCCAACUCGGCAGGCACCAGCGGCACAAGUGGCUCUAAUGUGAGACCCGAUUCCACCGAGUCCAGUCAGACGCAGUCGUCGGGGACGGGUGGCGGUGCCUCGGGCUCAGGCAACAACUCAGGCUCCGGUGCUUCGGGUGCGGCAGGAGGCGGCAAGAAGACAUCUGGCGUGCAGCUAACGAAAGACGGCCACCUCGCGAACAUUCCGCCAGGCAUGCUUACGGACCAGUACGGCAUGGCAGGCCUGGUGGCACUUCUGGCAAACACUGAAAGCAACCAAAACCUCUUCUCACUGGCCAUUGGCUACGAUAUCUCCUCGAUCAAUCUCAAUCUCAAUUCCAAAGAACGCAUAUAUCAAACAUAUCCUGGACCAUGGAAUGAGAAACAGCUAAAACCCUACGAGAUUGAUUACCCAGUUCCGUCUGAGUACUUGGUUCACCACAAUAUUCGCGACAAGAUCUCGGAGUUCAAGGCCCCCACUUAUGGUGACGAUUUACUCUUCUUCCUCUUUUACUUCUUCGCCGGCGAGCAGAUGCAGGUGUACGCGACGAGAGAGCUGUACAGCCGUGAAUGGAGGUUUCACAAGGACGAAGGCGUCUGGAUCCGCCGAAUGAACAGUCAUAUGGAGAAGAACCCCAGCGGCACCUAUGAGCGAGGGUCGUACAUCUACUUUGAUCCGAUCAACUGGAUGAAGAUGCAAAAGGAGAUGACCGUCGAGUAUGAUCGCCUCGAGUCGCAGCCGAGUGGGUUCCAAUAA
Rhagoletis zephyria (snowberry fruit fly) is the source of this 1602-nucleotide messenger RNA. The record is from RefSeq and is a predicted model, not a curated record. NCBI's taxonomy places the organism in Eukaryota, Metazoa, Arthropoda, Insecta, Diptera, Tephritidae.